UGGCACGUGAUUUUUCGUUUAUGUAAAUUUUAAUUAAAAUUAAAGCUAAAAAACAAAUAAUAGUUUUGAUUUAUAAUGCAGCUUAAUUAGUAAUAAUACAUAUUAUUAGUAUUAUUUUUGCAAGUUUAUAUAAACACUAUGACUUUUCAGAGUUUACAGUUAUCAUCAUACUUGUGUAAACAACUUGAAGCUAUUGGCGUAAAAUCACCUACAGAAAUCCAAAAAAACUGUAUACCAAAAAUAUUAGACGGGAUUGAUUGUAUAGGAUGUGCCAAAACUGGAAGCGGUAAAACAUUAGCCUUUGCAUUGCCUAUUUUACAAAAAUUAUGGGAAGAACCUUAUGGUAUUUUCGCACUUAUACUUACACCUACAAGAGAAUUAGCAUAUCAAAUUGCAGAUCAAUUUGCUGUAAUCGGUAAAUCAAAAAAUCUUAGACACUGUGUAGUUACUGGCGGAAUGGAAAUGAUAGUUCAAGCACGUGAAUUGGCAAAUAAACCACAUAUUGUAGUUUCGACGCCUGGAAGACUUGCAGAUCAUCUGGAGAGUUGCGAUACAUUUUCGUUGAAGCGUAUUAAAUUUUUAGUAUUAGAUGAAGCCGAUAGAUUGUUAGGUGGUCGAUUCGAUCAACAAAUUUCAACCAUUUUUAAUGCUCUUCCUAAAAACAGACAGACUCUUUUAUUCAGUGCAACUAUGACGGACACUCUUGAAAAAGUGAAAAAAAUCACAAACAAAAAUACCUUUGUAUUUGAAUCGACAGCUGAAGUAAAAACAGUCGAUGAACUUGAACAGUUUUAUGUGCUUUGUCCGUAUAAUGUCAAAGAUGGGUAUUUAGUUGAAAUUGUUAGACAUUUUCGUGAAAAAGAUGAAAAAGGUCUAAUUAUGAUUUUUACUGAUACUUGCAAAAAUUGUCAGUUAUUACAUAUGACAUUAAAUGAAGUUGGCUUUGAAACUGUAGCACUUCACGCCAUGAUAAGUCAACGACAAAGAUUAGCUGGGUUGGCAAAAUUUAAAUCCCAUGUCUCAAAAAUUCUGAUUGCCACCGAUGUAGCAAGUCGUGGUCUAGAUAUACCAGCCGUGGCUUUAGUCAUUAAUCACGUAAUUCCGAAUAAUGCUACAGACUACGUUCAUAGAGUCGGAAGAACUGCAAGAGCGGGACGACAAGGAAGAGCAGUGUCUAUUGUUACUCAACACGAUGUGAAAGUAGUUCAAUCAAUUGAACAAAAAAUUAAUUACAAGCUAAAAGAAUAUGAUGUGUCAGGACUUCAUGUUGCUAAGAUUUUGACACAAGUCCACGUUACCAAAAGAGAAGCACAAAUUAAGCUAGAUGAAACCGAUUUUGAUGAACGUCGAUUAAUCAAUAAAAGAAAAAAAUUAAUAACCGACGGAAAAGAUCCAGACAAGGUGGAAGAAGAAAUCAAACGACAAAGAAAAGAAAAAAGACGAAAACGUUUUGAAAGAAAAAUAAAAAAUAAUGAAGGAAUUGUUACUAUAACAAAUGAAACUGAACAUGUAGAUGAUGAAUUAAAAAAUGAUUAAAAAGAUAUUGCCUUACCGUACACAUAA
This is a messenger RNA of Adelges cooleyi (spruce gall adelgid), 1563 nucleotides long. RefSeq names its product probable ATP-dependent RNA helicase DDX49 (gene Dbp45A). Gene Ontology annotation, molecular function: RNA helicase activity; nucleic acid binding; ATP binding. NCBI's taxonomy places the organism in Eukaryota, Metazoa, Arthropoda, Insecta, Hemiptera, Adelgidae. Bases 139 to 1536 code for a protein of 465 amino acids. The record is from RefSeq and is a predicted model, not a curated record. The transcript is spliced from 7 exons.